UUGUCAGAUCUAUUGGUUGAUGAUAGCUCAAGUUUUCCAUUACAAAUGUUUUGUACGAGGGAUAGAGAUGGUAUUAUGGCUUGAGCGAGUGCGGUGGCGAUUUUGUCUCUCUGCCAUUACAACUGAAUUAUGUAGUCACCAACUGCUUCUCCAUUUCACCAUUCAUCUUUCUCUCCAAACCCGCUUCACCAAAAUCAGUAAUAGCGCCGCGUGAAAUGUGAAGCUUAUGUUUGUGGCCCGGCUUUGUGUGAAGUUUUUGACUUUUGGGUUGUGUUGGUGAAGUGGAAAGGGUGAAUUGGAUUGAAUUAGUUGUUUGUAGUUUGAGGGAAGGACGCAGUAAAUUAAAAUGAGUGGAGUGGGGAUUGAUAUUGGAAAUGAGAACUGUGUGAUUGCUGCAGUGAAGCAACGUGUGAUUGAUGUUUUGUUGAAUGAUGAAUCCAAACGUGAAACCCCUGGUGUGGUCUGCUUUGGAGAGAAGCAACGGUUUAUAGGGUCAGCUGGUGCUGUUUCUGCUAUGAUGCACCCCAAGUCCACAAUAUCUCAAGUGAAGAGACUAAUAGGCAGGAGAUUUACGGACCCUGAUGUUCAGAAUGAUUUAAAACUGCUCCCAGUUGAAACUUCGGAAGGCCCGGAUGGUGGCAUUCUGAUUCGCUUGAAAUACUUGAAGGAGAUUCAUGCAUUUACCCCGGUUCAAAUAGUAGCAAUGCUCUUUGCUCACUUGAAGACUAUAGCUGAAAAGGAUUUUGGGACCGCAGUUUCUGACUGCGUUAUUGGGGUUCCGUCAUACUUUACCAACUUGCAGAGACAAGCAUAUCUCGAUGCAGCAGCAAUUGUUGGGUUGAAGCCUUUGCGGUUGAUCCAUGAUUGCACUGCAACUGGUCUUAGUUAUGGAGUUUACAAAACAGAUAUUCCCAAUGCAGCUCAUAUUUAUGUUGCAUUUGUUGACAUAGGUCAUUGUGAUACUCAGGUCUCUAUUGCAGCAUUUCAGGCUGGUCAAAUGAAGAUACUUUCACAUGCUUUUGACAGUAGCUUAGGGGGGAGAGACUUUGAUGAGGUUCUGUUUAGUCAUUUUGCAGCAAGAUUUAAGGAACAGUAUAGCAUUGACGUGUAUUCUAAUGGCAGGGCAUGUAGGAGGCUGCGUGUAGCAUGUGAGAAGUUGAAGAAGGUUUUGAGUGCAAAUGCAGUGGCUGAUCUGAGCAUUGAGUGUUUGAUGGAUGAAAAAGAUGUUAAGGGCUUUAUCAAGAGGGAAGAAUUUGAGAAUUUGGCAUCAGGAUUACUGGAGAAAUUUAAUAUUCCCUGCAACAAAGCAUUGGCUGAUGCCGGCAUGACUGUAGAAAAGAUUAAUUCUGUUGAGUUAGUUGGUUCAGGUUCACGGAUUCCAGCUAUAACUAAUUUAUUAACUUCUCUAUUUAAGAGAGAACUCAGCCGCACGCUGAAUGCAAGUGAGUGUGUAGCACGUGGUUGUGCUCUCCAGUGUGCAAUGCUCAGUCCUAUUUUCCGUGUCAAAGAAUAUGAGGUCCAGGAUUCUAUUCCUUUUUCCAUUGGACUUUCAUGUGAUGGAAGUCCAAUUUGUGAAGGAUCGGAUGGUGUACUCUUCCCAAAAGGCCAACCCAUUCCAAGUGUUAAAAUUCUAACAUUUCAGUGCAGUAAUUUGCUCCAUCUGGAAGCAUUCUAUGCUAAUCCAGAUGAAUUACCACCUGGGACAUCUCCUAAAAUAAGUUGCUUCACAAUUGAUCCUUUCCAUGGAUCCCAUGGAAGUAAGGCAAGAAUUAAAGUUCGAGUUCAACUAAAUUUGCAUGGCAUUAUCAGUAUUGAAUCAGCUACAGUAAGAAACCUCAAUUUUAUCUCUUCAUAUUGCAUUAUUAGUUUUCUGAGAGAUCUAUCUAUGCACAUGGUCAUUUUUGUCUUUCAGUUGAUGGAGGAUCAUGUGGAUGAUUCAGUUACAACAGGUGAUUAUCAUUCAAAUUCUGAAGCAAUGAAUGUUGAACCUGUUUCUGAGACAGUUGAAAAUGUCACAGAAGAUAGUAUCAACAAAAAGUGUGAAGCUCCACGCCAUUUGGCUGAUGGUACAAAAAAAGAUAAAGCUAACAGAAGGCUUCAUGUACCUGUGAGUGAAAACAUUUAUGGUGGAAUGACCAAGGCUGAGAUAUUGGAAGCUCAAGAAAAAGAACUCCAGUUAGCUGAUCAGGACAGAACAAUUGAGCUGACCAAAGACAGGAAGAAUUCGUUGGAGUCUUAUAUUUACGAAACGAGGAGUAAGCUAUUCAGCACAUAUCUAAGCUUUUCAAGCGAACAUGAGAGGAAGGACAUAUCUAGGAGCCUGAAAGCGACUGAGGAUUGGCUUUAUGAUGAUGGUGAUGACGAAACUGUAGAUGCUUAUUCUGCAAAACUAGAAGAUCUAAAACAGCUGGUGGAUCCAAUUGAGUUUCGGUAUAAAGACACAGAAGCAAGACCACAAGCUACAAGAGAUUUGUUAAGUUGCAUUGUAGAGUAUCGAAUGUCUGCAGAUUCUCUUCCACCCCAAGAUAAAGAACAGAUCAUCAAUGAGUGCAAUAAAGCAGAGCAGUGGCUAAGAGAGAUGAGGCAACAGCAAGAUCUUUACCCUAAGAACUUUGAUCCAGUAUUAUUGUCAAGUGAUAUCAAGAGCAAGACAGAAGAUUUAAACUCAGUAUGCCAACAGAUAUUGAAAUCCAAGGGUUCUCCAUUUCCAAAAGACAAGGGCGAAGACAAGCAGAAUACUUCUAAUCAUCAAUGAAGACGAUGAAUGAACUGAAGGCCUAAAUUUUUAAUAGCUUCUGACAAAUGUGAACUUUUUUUUUAACACUUUUCCCCCUUCCGGGGAGUUGAAAGAGAUAAAUUCAAAUAAGGGAAAUCAUUGGUAAUUACCGGUUCAAUCUGCUUUUUUUAUUUUAUUUUUGGCCCCACGUUCUACUAAAGCCAUCCAAUUAGUUAGUACGUAGACAAGCCAAUCAAGUAGUUUAUUGUUUGUCAAGGGUUUCUAGAUUUUAUGCUCGUCAACAAGUUUUCAAUUUAAUUCCAAAUUGUAUUCAAUCUA
Messenger RNA from Glycine soja, 3055 nucleotides. RefSeq names its product heat shock 70 kDa protein 16-like. Gene Ontology annotation, molecular function: ATP-dependent protein folding chaperone; ATP binding. Gene Ontology annotation, biological process: protein folding. The record is from RefSeq and is a predicted model, not a curated record. Gene Ontology annotation, cellular component: nucleus; cytosol. Lineage: Eukaryota; Viridiplantae; Streptophyta; Magnoliopsida; Fabales; Fabaceae. The transcript is spliced from 9 exons. Bases 347 to 2755 code for a protein of 802 amino acids.